AUGCUGUCGAUCCAGAAAGAGAUUGUUGAGAAGCGAAGAUCAAACGAUGAGACCGAGCACAAAAUGAAAGAAAACUUGAACAGGCAGGAGAUCCUGCUCAAAGGCCAACAGCAGAUCUAUGAGACGUUCCGCCAGACCCUGUUCAGCAGGCUCGUUGCUGCUUCCACGACUCUGCUGAGGAGAAACACGAUCGCAAAACCUUUCUGGCGACUUGCCGACUACUGUCAUAGCAAACGAUACACGAGAAGGUGUAUGAGCCGGAUGAUACAUCGCAGAGAUAGAGGGAGGUUGCGGCAAAGCUUCGAUGAAUGGGAACAACAGUGUCAAGCUCGGGGAAGUCUGCAGAGAACAAGCAGACCGUGGUUGAGCACUCACAAGAAGCAUGACAACACCAAGUCUGUUGAGAUCAAAGACUUUCAUGUCUCCCAUCCACUGGGAAGACUUGAGUCACAUCAACUAGCAGGACUUGAGAUCUCGAGCGUGCCCCUUGCAAGCCCCUUGAGUGAGCGGCAGGAGCUGAGCGUUUCUGAGAGUCCGAUGAGCGGGGGGAGGAGAAUCGGAAUCCUGAGAACAGGAGCAGAGAGUCUCACCAUGGCGCUGGAAGCGAGCAGACGACAACACGGACUCACUGACAACCUGCACGAACUGGAACCUUGUAGAGUGAUCACACCGAAAGCUCGAACGAAGUGGAUGUAUCCGCACGAGGCUUCUAGUGAGAUGGAAGUGAGAAGGAGCCUGACGUUGAUCAGCCCUGACCUCUUUCAAGAGGAUGAAGAUGCUCCCUCGACUGCUGGAGCUUCUCGUGAGGAGGGAGGAGGUGCUUCGCCGUCUUUGGGAGCGCAUGAGGGAGGGGCAGUCGGCGAGCAGGAGGGAGAAGCUGUGGAGCGGGGCGAUGGGUAUGUUGCAAAGGCUAAGCUGAAGUUGAAGGAGAAGAUUGACGCUAUGUCCUCGAUAGUAACUCGAGGAAGUGGCAGGGAAGGGAUGGUGAAGCAGGAGCAGGAGCAGACUCGGUGUGCAGGACAAGUUAUGGUGCUGGGUUCGGGCCCCACAGCUGAUGAAAGCGGAGAGCAGAAAAGGGGGGACGUAGUGAUGACCCUAGGAAGGACCGAAGGGGAGGAAGAAGCUGGAACAGCGGAGCGAGGGGAGCAUGGACGAGCGACGGACGUGAAGAGUCGUGGCGAGUCAGCUGUCAGGCGGCCAGAUGCUGCGGGAGGAGAGCAAGGGAGGAGGAGGUCUGGGCUUGUAACGGAUGCAACAGCAGGUGAAACGGACACGUCGACCAGAGUCGCUCGAGAGUCUCCUCCCACUACGACCCCGCGGGCCCCAGCAGCUCCGGCCAGUGAGGAUGCGACAGCAGCGGUCAAACCCAUGGCGUCAGCUACCUGUGCUCCUCCUGCUACUACUCCAGCUGCACCUUCACCUGCUCCUCCUGCUCCUACUCCAGCAGCUUCACCUGCUGCUGCUCCUACUCCAGCAGCAGCUCCACAUACUCCAGCAGCAGAUCCACAUACUCCAGCAGCAACACCAGCAGCAGCUUCAUCCGCCGCUACAGCCGCGGUAACGACGAGGCCUCAGCUCCCCCCAGCCCCGGCCGGCGGGGAGCCCAGCAAGGGAGGGACGAAAGUCAAGGGCUCUACACUUGCUGAAACUUGUCGUGCAGCAGCUUCAGCGUCUCUGCCUCCCCCGACGGUCAAGUCGACAGCAAGCCAGCCAACCCCGGCCCGAAACAAUGCCGUUCCAGCCGCCCAGGCACAGGGGAACACUGCUUCAGCUCCAGUUGCUGCUCCUGCUCCAGCUUCUGCUCCUGCUCCUGCUCCAGUUGCUGCUCCAGCUGCUGCUAAUCCAGCUUCUGCUCCAGCGGCUGCUCCUGCUCCAGCUGCUGCUUCUGCUCCAGCUCCAGCUGCUGCUGCUCCAGCUACUGCUGCUGCUGCUCAAGCUCCUGCUGCUGCUCCAGCUCCAGCUCCAGCUGCUGCUCCAGCUCCAGCUCCAGCUCCAGCGGCUGCUCCAGCUCCAGCUCCAGCUCCAGCUCCAGCUCCAGAUCCAGCUGCUUCCUCAGCUCUAGCGGCUGCUCCAGCUCCAGCCGCUGCCCCAGCUCUAGCGGCUGCUCCAGCUGCUGCUCCUGCUGCUGCUGCUGCUGCUCCAGCGGCCGCUUCAGCUGCUGCUGCUCCAGCUGCUGCUCCAGCGGCUGCUCCAGCUCCAGCUCCAGCUCCAGAUCCAGCUGCUUCCUCAGCUCUAGCGGCUGCUCCUGCUGCUGCUCCAGCUGCUGCUCCUGCUGCUGCUGCUGCUCCUGCUGCUGCUCCAGAUGCUGCUGCUGCGCCAGCGGCCGCUUCAGCUGCUGCUGCUCCAGCUGCUGCUGCACCAGCUUCUGCUCCAGCGGCUGCUCCAGCUGCUGCUGCACCAGCUUCUGCUCCAGCGGCUGCUCCAGCUGCUGCUGCUCCAGCUCCAGCUCCAGCUCCAGCUCCAGCUCCAGCUCCAGCUCCAGCGGCCGCUCCAGCGGCCGCUUCAGCUGCUGCUGCUCCAGCUGCUGCUCCAGCUCUAGCGGCUGCUCCAGCUCCAGUGGCCACUACAGCUGCUGCUCAAGCUCAAGCUCCAGCGGCCGCUCCAGCUCUUGCUGCUCAAGCUUCAGCUGCUGCUCCAGCUGCUGCUCCUGCUGUUCAAGCUGCUGCUCCAGCUCCUGCUUCAGCUGCUGCUCCAGCUCCUGCUUCAGCUGCAGCUCCUGCUUCAGCUCCAGCUCCUGCUCCAGCUCCAGCUCCUGCUCCAGCUCCAGCUGCUGCUUCAGCUCCUGCUCCUGCUCCAGCUCCUGCUACUGCUCCUGCUCUAGCGGCUGCUCCAGCUCCAGCUCCUGCUCCAGCUCCAGCUCCUGCUCCAGCUGCUGCUCCUGCUAUUCAAGCUCCAGCUCCUGCUGCUGCUCCUGCUGCUUCCUCAGCUCCAGCUGCUGCUCCUGCUAUUCAAGCUCAAGCUCCAGCGGCUGCUCCAGCAACUGCUGCUGCUCCUGCUGCAGCGGCUGCUCUUGCUGUUCAAGCUCAAGCUCCAGCUCCUGCUCCAGCUCCAGGUCCUGCUACUGCUCCUGCUCUAGCGGCUGCUCCAGCUCCAGCUCCAGCUGCCUCCCCAGCUCCAGCUGCUGCUCCUGCUGCUCAAGCUCAAGCUCCAGCUCCAGCGGCCGCUCCAGCUGCUGCUGCUCCAGCUGCUGCUCCAGGUCAAUCUGCUGCUCCUGCUCUAGCGGCUGCUCCAGCUCCAGUGGCUGCUCCAGCUGCUGCUCAAGCUCAAGCUUCAGCGGCCGCUCCAGCUCCAGCUCCAGCUCCAGCUCCAGCUCCAGCCGCUGCUCCAGCUCCAGCUCCAGCUCCAGCUCCAGCUGCUGCUCCAGGUCCUGCUGCUAUCGCUGUUCCUUCUCAGCCUGUGGUAGUUAAAUUGCAGCUCCCCGUUGCCCUCGCAAGCCAGCAGGUGACAGUUUCAGCCUCAUCGGUCGUUGCUGCUUCCAAGGUUAUGAGCCCGCAGCUUCCCGCAGCCCCGGCAGGCAAGCAGGCGGCAGCGCCCUUCAAGUCGCCAGCACCUGCUGAAGCAGCAGCAGCAGCUGGAGCUGGUGCACCACAAACUGCAGCAGGAGCGACAGCACCUUGUGCCAAGUCGGCAGUGAAACAGCAAAUCUCUCCAGCAGUGGCUGGCCAGGAGCCCAGCAAGGCUGCAGCAGCUGUCAUGUCGCCCCUAGCGCCUGCUGCUGCUGCUGCUUGUUCUACGGAUGCGCAAGAGAUGAUUAGACUCAGUUCCGGCCCAGCAGUUUCGACAGUCCAAGACGUGGCGACAGCCGUCAAGCCGAAAGGAUCUGCACCAGCAGCUUCAACGGCUGUAGCUGCAUCUUCAACGGCUGUAGCUGCACCUGCAGCUCCGACCAGCCAGCCCAGCAGCAGCUCGACGUCAGUCGCCAAACCGCCGCCAGCUGCCAUUCCAACCGCUGCAACGACAGCAAAGGCAAAGGAGAUCGCAAGUGCAGGAGCUCCGACGACAUCUGAGCUCUCAGCUGCUGCUGCUCCCGCUGCUGCUUCUUCGGGGGCGAAGAAGUCGCAAGUCUCCACAGGUCCAGCCGGCCAGCAGCUCAGGAAGGAUGCGACUGCAGCCGUCAAGCCUCCAGCACGUGAUGCUGCUACUAUGACAGCUGAAGCCCCACCUGUUGCCACUGCUGACGCAUCGGCUGCUACCACUGCUGACAUCGGCAGAGCUCCCGUCAAGUCGCCAGCAGCUGCUGAAGCAGCAGCAGCUGGAACUGCUGCUGGAGCUGCUGCUGGAGGUGCUGGUGCUGGUGCUGGUGCUGGUGCUGCAAGAGCUGCUGGUGCUGGUGCUGGUGCAUCAGGGACUGCAGCAUUUGUGGGGUCCACAUCAAGGCAGCAAAUCUCUCAAGCAACAGCCAGCCAGGAGCCCAGCAAGGAAGCGACUGCACCUCUCGCUCCAGCACCUUCUCCACCUUCUGCUGCUUCAGGCCCGCAGCCUCCCGCAGCUCCGAUCAUCAAGCAAGAGGCUCCAGACGUCAGGCCGCCAGUCUCAGCUUGCUUGACCGCUGCUGCUACGGGUAGCAAAGCUUCUACUGCCUCUCCUGCUCCAGCUCCAGCUCCUGCUCCAGCUCCACAAGCUGCUGCUCCAGCUCCAGCUACUGCUCCAGCUCCACAAGCUCCAGCUCCAGCAGCAGCAGCUACUGCUCCUUGUGCUCUAGCCUCGGCCUCUGCUGCCCCUGCCCAUCCUCCAUCUGCCCACUCUCAGCUCCCAUCGGCCCCGGUCAGCCAGCUGCCCAGCAAGGACGCGAUCGCACCCGACCAGUCAACGUCUGCUGCUGCUGCUACAGCAGCAGCUGCUGGAGCUUGUGAGAGGACGACGAGAGGCCCGUCGGAUCCAGGAGGAGGAGGCAGCAAGGAGGAGGGAGCAGCGGUGGAGUCGCCGGAAGCUGUUGAAGCUGUGGGUGAAGGAGGAGGAGGAGGUGAAGUUGGUGACGCUGCUGCUACUUCUUCCAAGGUUAUGAGCCCGCAGCUACCCGCAGCCCCGGCAAGCAGGCAGGAGGCAACGGCCGACAGGUCACCAGCACCUGCUGCUGGGGCUGGGGCUGGGGCUGGUGGUGCAUCCGGGACUGCAGCAGGAGGGUCUGAACCUUGUGCGGAUACGACAAGGGUGCCGGGCCCAGCAGCAGCAGCCGGCCAGGAGCCCAGCAAGGAAGCGACUACAGUGAAGGCGCCAGCGCCUGCUGCUGCUUCAGGUCCAUCCACCACGACAGCUGUGGCAUCUGCUGCUACCUCGGCAGCGUCGGCAUCUCUUCUUCAUCCCACUGCUGCUCCUGCUCUCAAGUCAUCGAACGAGACGACGACAGGACCGCAGCCUCCCGCAGCUCCGAUCAUCAAGCAAGAGGCUCCAGACGUCAGGCCGCCAGUCUCAGCUUGUUUCCCCGCUGCUGCUACGGGUAGCAAAGCUUCUACUGCCUCUCCUGCUCCAGCUGCAGCUCCACAAGCUGCUGCUCCUGCUCCAGCUGCUGCUGCUGCUGCUGCUUGUGCUCUAGCCUCUGCCUCUGCUGCCCCUGCCCAUCCUCCAUCUGCCCACUCUCAGCUCCCAUCGGCCCCGGUCAGCCAGCUGCCCAGCAAGGACGCGAUCGCACCCGACCAGUCAACGUCUGCUGCUGCUGCUACAGCAGCUGCUGCUGCAUCCGCUACAGCUGGAGCUUGUGAGAGGACGACGAGAGGCCCGUCGGAUCCAGGAGGAGGAGGCAGCAAGGAGGAGGGAGCAGCGGUGGAGUCGCCGGAAGCUGCUGAAGCUGUGUGUGAAGGUGGAGGAGGAGGUGCUGCUGUUGGUACAGCAGGGGAGCUGGUAUCGAAGGAGACAAGGGCGUGGGGUUCAGCAGCAGCGGCUGGUCAGGAGCCCAGCAAGUGUGAUACAACUCAGGAACGCGCAAGCUCGGAGGCAGGGGAAUCGGAGGCAGGCGAGCUGGAGGGCGCAGGAGCAGCGCGGAAGGGCGCGAAAGCAGCGAGGGGGGAUGGGCUCAGCUCUCAGAGGUCGUGGAAGAGCAAGGUAGGGAUAGGAGCUUACUUUGAGCGAGUCGACAGCAAGGAGCUCCUUCGGGUCAAGUCAGUCGUCGACAAGAGCCCAGCUGCCGCAUGCCGCAAAGUUGCAGUGGGGGACUACAUCGUGGCAGUUGACGGCUCCUCGGUCGCCGGGUUUCGCCUCGCUCAGCUUGCUGAGCUGCUGCUGGGACAUGUGGGAUCGAGUGUAGAGUGCACCUUCAUGAGGGAGGAGACGGAGGACUUGUACAGCGUUACUUUCAUGAGAGGGCUGUCGGCGUGA
Messenger RNA from Guillardia theta CCMP2712, 6312 nucleotides. RefSeq lists its product as hypothetical. The record is from RefSeq and is a predicted model, not a curated record. Gene Ontology annotation, molecular function: protein binding. NCBI's taxonomy places the organism in Eukaryota, Cryptophyceae, Pyrenomonadales, Geminigeraceae. The transcript is spliced from 3 exons. The coding region runs from base 1 to 6312 and encodes 2103 amino acids.